GCGCCUGUUGGCCGAUUACUUAAAGCCGUCGGCGGUAAUUGUGUUUUGCCUCCUGUUUACGGUCACUUAACCGAUAAACUUGUAGUUCACAGGUUCUGACUUUCACAUCCAGUCUGUCAUUAUAUUUUAACGGUUACACUCAAAGACCGCUCAACUACGUCGGCCAAAUUAGCUACGGAUUGGUGAUGGCUCUUGUGGUACGGCACCCAAAGAAGAGCUGGCUCUUUUGGCUCCCAAAUCGCUCUUAAUAUAUUACGAUCUGUAGCCUCAUAUUUUAGCUUUAUUUGGCAAAUUUGAUGGGAGUUGGCUCUUCUGAUUAGAGCCGAUGCUUUUGCGCAUGACACGUCACUACUACCGAUGCUGUUUCCAUGGUGAUGAAACUGCACACUCUGGUAGAAGCAAGACUGUGGUGCAGUUGUCAUUAGCAGGUUCUUGUAAAUGUCUUAAUCAAUGACUUGACAUAAAAAGAAGAUGUCUUCCACGGGGUCCCAGUCCUCUGAGCCCCAGAGCUAUAGGCUUUCCGUCAAUAGUGGCACUAACGUUUUACGAUACCAUUCCACAGCGAAAGAUAGAACAGCAACAGCGGCAGGAACUGGAACCGCUGAUCCCCAUGGUACCCCUCUUCGGUUGAGAUUCAACAGUGUGACGCUGGACGAGCUGAGUGAUGAGCUUGAUCGCCGCACCAAAGAAACCCAAAGACUACAAGAAGAGGUGGAAAAUGCAACUAAGGUGGUUCUGGAGAGAUUUGGCGGCAGCUGUAGGUCACCUGGACAAAGCUGCCAUGAUAUUAAACCUCAUACCUAUGACUCUCUUGGAGAUUCCUCCUUUCUUUCAACCCACCAGCAGGCAGUGACUCAGCCUUUGGUCUUUGGUCUGGAUAUUUUAAACCAGGAAGUAGCCCAAAGGGACAUCAGCUCUCCUGGAAAGGAGGUGUUAGAAAAUGCAAUGGAUGACUGCCUUCAGCAGCUGUCAGACUUGCAGCUCAACAAGACAGUUAAUCAAGCUGAACAAGAAACAUGCUGUCCUCAGAAAGCCAUCACAAACCUGAAAACUGAGCUUCAUAAAGUCCAGAUGAAGAAUGAUGCCCUGUCUGACCUGAGAUUAAAGGAUUCGAGGAAACACGUUGAUCAGAUGGAAAAGAUGCUGUGCUUGUUGGAAGAGCUUCAGAAACUCAAAAGGUCGAGGGACAAGAAGCUGCAGGAGAUGGAGAAUGAGGCAGUCGUGCUUAAUAGGAAAGUUGAAACAUUGGAGCAGACCAUAAAGGAGGUGUAUCAUACAUUGGAUGGGAAACAAUCUGAACACUCAGUCACCGGCACUAAACAUGGGAACCGCGAAACGCAGCAAUUUUUUCCUAAUGAACGACUGAACGACAAGCUACAGGGGAGGCCUUUUUUGUCAGAAGAUCAGAUAGGGAACAAGGAAUACAGUGGAGCAAUUGAACAGGAAAGACUGGAACACCUCAUUUCAACUCUUGGCCAGGAGAUGGCGAUGUUGACUGACAUACUGAGCUCAUCAAAAGACAACAGCUUCAACUUGUGUGCCAAAGUGGAGUUGCUCAAAAAACUCACCGAGAGACCGCCCUCAUUGCACGAGUAUCAGGCCAGAGAAUUGGAGUCAACCAUUUCCAGCCUUAAAGAUAAGAGGUGCUGUGACCAGCAGCAGUGUGAGCUCCAGGAGGGAUUAAAGGUCCUUCGGGGGCAGCUGAAGGUGACUAAGGAGCAGCUUCACCAAGCUGGGGAGGAGAAAACCCGCCUAGAGGCCCUGCUGGAGCAGAGGGACCAUGAGGGAAGGAAAUCCCAGGAACUCCUGAGUGAGAAAGACAAAGAACUCCACUUAAGGCAACAAGAAACUCAUCAACAUCUUAACAGGUUUAAAGAGGCUCAGAGUCAGUGCCAGACCCUGCAGAUAGAACAAGAGACAUUGAAGCUGAAGCUGAGUGACAGAGAGAAGACAAUAGAUCUUCUCAAGUUCCAGAUCAAGAGCAGCAUCCAGAUGACAGUCCAAUACAGCCGCACCAUCGAUGAUCUUCAACAGGAGAACAGCCUCCUCAGCAACCAGCUCAACCAGCACAAGCUGGAGAUGCAGCAGCUAAGGGCUGAGGUAGAUCGCCAUAAGUCACACCUGGCGGCUUUAGAGCAUGAGAGACGACAGCUCGAGGCCUCUGUGGCUGAGCAGAGCCAGCGCAUCCGGGAGGAGACUCUGGAGAAACAGCAGCUUACCACCCUGCUGGAACUGCGACGUGUGCAGUUAGUCAGCCUUACUAAGGAGCACAAGGAGCUGCAACGGCUGCACAGCUGUAAGAACGAGGAGCAUGAGGGUGUGGUGCUGAAUCUUCAGAGUCAGAUAAGGAACGCCCACGAUGAGCUAGAUCAGAUCCGGAGCACCUUGGGGACCCUCAAAGGGGCUGACGGACAUGGCCUCCAGGUAGCCUUGGACAUGCAGAAGGAGAUAACUGCCAGGAGAGAGCAGGUGGACUCGAUGCAGAGCAAAAUUCAACAUCUGGAGGAGAAAGUGGAGAAGCUGCAUCACGAGAAAGACUACCAGAACUUGGAGACCCAGCGUCAGCUCCAGGAACUCACCUUUGUCAGGGAGGAGAAGAGACAACUUGCCAACGAGCUCGAGGUGCUUCGCUCCAAAGAUCAACAGUUAACAGAUAGGAUCAGUGAGCUGGAGGCAAUCCUUCACAAGAUGUCGGAGAGCUUUGCAAACUGUCAGGAUUUUAUCCAGCUGCGGGAGCAGGAAUAUUUCCGCUUAAAACUACAGCAUGCCCUCGACUUGAAGGAGCUCCAAGGUCAAAAUCUGCACGCAGCUCUGAAAGUGUGUCCACCUGAUCUGGACUCCCUGAUCCCAUCUGCACACACUGCUCCACCUUCCUCCCAGCAUGCCUUCAACGCCCAGAUGAAGUCAAGGAGGCAGCUGGAGAGCCCCGCUUGUGAGCUCAGAUCUCUUGACAAAAUCCUGCGAGGAGGGAUUUUGGAGAACCCUGGACCACACACCGAUAACAGCAUCACUGGCAGCAGCUUCCACAGGAGGAGGUCUGCACCAGAGAGAGUACACAGAACCGCAUUAACUGAUCACGGCGAUACUGGAUACAAACUGAGGAGAAAUACCUUCAGCAGCGAGCUAUGUUUCCUGAAGACAGCUGAACCAGAUGAGAAAAUAAUCAAGUCCUUCAGUCAGAGCAAUUUUAUGUUGAUACCAGAGACUGCAGUGAGGGAUACUUCCUCACCACCGCUACUCACACUGGGUCGCAGGUCACCAGUCCACUCUCUCCUGACCUCUGACCCAAACAACUAACAGACACGCCAAAAUGCUCCCGAACCUCUCUUCUUUUAUCAAUACCUAAUUUUUCAAAGGUCACAAGAAUGAACUCUGACAGCAGAAGGUUUUGAAAAAACAAUCAGCUGUAUUAUCAUGUUUAAAUAAAGUGCUUGAAAAAUG
Molecule: messenger RNA, 3441 nt
Organism: Oreochromis aureus
Lineage: Eukaryota; Metazoa; Chordata; Actinopteri; Cichliformes; Cichlidae
Product: coiled-coil domain-containing protein 158
Exons: 22
Coding region: 472-3297 (941 amino acids)
Source: RefSeq, a predicted model, not a curated record